Messenger RNA from Trichoderma harzianum CBS 226.95, 1030 nucleotides. RefSeq lists its product as hypothetical. The coding region runs from base 87 to 857 and encodes 256 amino acids. The transcript has a single exon. The record is from RefSeq and is a predicted model, not a curated record. Lineage: Eukaryota; Fungi; Ascomycota; Sordariomycetes; Hypocreales; Hypocreaceae. Gene Ontology annotation, molecular function: iron ion binding; C-4 methylsterol oxidase activity. Gene Ontology annotation, biological process: ergosterol biosynthetic process.
GAGAGCCCUCUUUUGAAUCCUGAGAACCUUGCUUCUCAAAAUACUCUCACAAAACUCGCUGUUCCUUGCAAACCUCCGUCGUGGCCAUGACCGUCCUCAACACCGCACAAGCCCUCUGGGCCCGCCUCGUAGCAACCCACGAUCCCCAUACCAUAGACUUCGUCGGCACCCUCAUCAUCCAAUUCAUAUUCUGGUGGAUCCCUUGCAUCCUCUUCGUCUUCCUCGACUCCAUCGCGCCCUCCUUCUCCGCGAAACACAAGAUCCAGCCCGCCCCCAAACAACCCUCCGCCAACGACAUCCUCCACUCCGUCCUCGUCUGCAUCCGCAACCAAGUCAUCGUCUUCGCCCUCCACGCCGCCCUCCUCUACGCCUCCUCCGCCAAGGGCCGUUCCCCCAGCAUCAGAGUCGACGCGAGCUUCCCCACAGUCCAGGAGUUCACCUACCAUAUCGCCGUCAGCGUGCUCGCUCGCGAGGUCCUCUUCUACACCUCGCACCGCAUCUUCCACUGGCGCCCGCUGUACAGGCGCUUCCACAAGACGCACCACAAGUUCACCGCCCCCGUGGCUUUCUCCUCGCAGUAUGCCCAUCCCGUGGAGCAUCUCAUGGCAAACGUCCUGCCAAUCUUGCUGCCGCCGCUGCUGCUGGGGUCCCAUAUCCUGACCAUGUGGGUGUUUGUGGCUUUUCAGCUCAUCGAGACAUCGACGGUGCACAGCGGAUACGAUUUCUUUGCGGGGGCAGCUAAAAAGCAUGAUAGACACCACGAACGCUUCGAGGUGUAUUAUGGCGGAAUCGGGCUCCUGGACUACGUUUUUGGGACGGAUGAAAGAGAGGGCCCUAGGAGAGAUAAAAAAGAAUGAGCAGGAAUAUUUUUCUUUCUCAAUAUGCCUUCGUAAUAAAUCAUUUGGCAUAUUGUUUGCGUUUUCCUGUAUAUAGCUCUCUUCAAAGUUAAACAUUGAAGUAAAGUGUUGCUUCAUCGCAUGUUUCACAGCCUCAUAGUAAACACACAGCCUCAUAGUAAACACCAUAAUCA